Messenger RNA from Tetrahymena thermophila SB210, 1023 nucleotides. Its product is annotated as zinc-binding dehydrogenase family oxidoreductase. Gene Ontology annotation, molecular function: oxidoreductase activity. The record is from RefSeq and is a predicted model, not a curated record. Lineage: Eukaryota; Ciliophora; Oligohymenophorea; Hymenostomatida; Tetrahymenidae. The transcript is spliced from 3 exons.
AUGGAACAAUAAAAGAAAACUAUGAAGGCACUAGUCUUAGAAGAACCUAAAAAGCCUAUUGUAUUUAAAGAAAUUGAAAUACCUACACCAAAAAGUGGCUAAGUAUUAGUUAAAGUUGAAUCUGCCCCUAUUAAUCCAUCUGAUCUUGCCUUCUUAUAAGGUCAUUAUUCAUCUAAUAAAGGAUACCCCUGCGUCCCAGGCUUUGAAGGAUCAGGUGUUGUUAUAUCAAGUGGAGGCGGAAUAUUAGGAUGGAGCUUAGUAGGCAAAAGAGUUGCUAUUGCUGCUUAAACACAAUGGGGUACUUAUGCAGAGUACUGUGUAGCCGAUGCUAAUAGCGUUUUACCUCUUCCUGAUGAAGUUAGUUUUAAUUAAGGUGCUUGUACUUUUGUUAAUCCACUUACCGUCAUAGCAAUGUUACAAAUUGUAUAAGAAGCAAAUGUUAAAACUGUUGUUCAUUCAGCAGCUGCAUCUGCUUUAGGUAAAAUGAUGGUAAGAUAUUUCUAGGAUAAUGGAGUAUAAGUAAUUAAUGUAGUUAGAAGAGCAGAGCAAGUAGAAAUAUUAAAAAAAGAAGGAGCAUAACAUAUUCUUGAUUCUACCUAAGAAGAUUUCGAUGAAAAACUUAAGGCUCUUUGCACAAGCUUAAAUGCUACUAUAUUCUUCGAUGCUGUUGCAGGUGAAUUAACUGGAAGAGUUUUGAGAUGCAUGCCAAAUAAGUCUACUGUUUAUGUUUAUGGAGGUCUUUCUCUUUCAGGAAGCGUUUUAGACCCAUCUGAUCUUAUAUUUAGAAAAUAAACAGUAACAGGUUUCUGGCUUACUGAAUGGCUUAAGAAUAAGAACAUUGUGUCAUUGUUAUUUUUAUUAAAAAAACUAAAAGGUCUUCUUUUGAGUUAGCUUAAAACAGAUAUCUAAAGAGAAGCUUGUUUAGAAGAAGGAAUAAAUGCAGUUAAAUUUUACACUUCUAACAUGAGCAAAGGCAAGGUUGUAUUCAAGCCUUAAAACAGAUAAGAAAAGCAAAAUGAAUGA